Molecule: messenger RNA, 2344 nt
Organism: Corythoichthys intestinalis (scribbled pipefish)
Lineage: Eukaryota; Metazoa; Chordata; Actinopteri; Syngnathiformes; Syngnathidae
Gene: ube2v1
Product: ubiquitin-conjugating enzyme E2 variant 1
Exons: 4
Coding region: 94-534 (146 amino acids)
Biological process (GO): protein K63-linked ubiquitination; DNA damage tolerance
Cellular component (GO): nucleus
Source: RefSeq, a predicted model, not a curated record
CGCCAAUAAAACUAGCAACAACUUGAAGAACAAGAUCGGGCAGAUGCGCGCGUUCACGACGUACGUGCGCGUACCUGAGAAACUGUGACCAAGAUGGCGUCCGUCACCGGAUCUCAUGUCGUAGUUCCCCGCGGUUUCCGUCUGCUGGAGGAACUGGAAGAAGGUCAGAGAGGACAUGGCGAUAGCACUGUUAGUUGGGGCCUUACCAGUGAUGAUGAUAUGACCCUUACUCACUGGACUGCCACCAUCAUUGGCCCCCCUAAGACUGUCUAUGAAAACAGAAUAUACAACCUGAGAAUCGAAUGUGGACCCAAAUAUCCUUAUCAUCCUCCACAUGUACGCUUUGUGAACAAGAUUAACAUGGUUGGAGUACAUGCAUCAAAUGGUGUUGUGGACGUAAAGGCUCUGCCCUCCUUGUACAGAUGGAAACACUCGAGCAAGAUGUGUGAUGUACUCAUGGAGCUCAAACGGCAUAUGACAUCAAAAGAAAACUACAGGCUUUCCCAGCCACCCGAGGGCCAAACAUACAACUGACGCAUCGUCUUCCCUUCUCAGUCAUCCACAUGCACAGAAGCAUGCCUGUACACUUCACAUUCCAUUCCACAAAGUCAACACUGACUAUACCAUUUUAGCUACACAAAUGUCAUUCGGUUCAAGAUCCCAGACGACCAGCUCCCUCUGACAACUGACUGUGGGAGGACAGUAUAAGUGACUUCAGCAGAGAAGACCUGACCCUCCAAUCGCAAUGGGGUUGCGUCAAUGUGUUGUCUUCAAGAUUGUUUAAUGAACAUGUGCAUACUUGUUGGAAUACUCAAUUUUUCAUCAGUAGCACUGGUUUAGGGUUUACCUGGUGAUUUAUAUCAUAGUGCUGUUAAGCAAAUUCCUGAGCAUUGUAUUUAGUUCCAAUUUUUUUUAAUAACUUCACUAUUUUGCUUUUUUCCCCUCAGAACUAGAUUCCCCUUUCCUAAACAGUCUUAAUAACCUCUGUGAAGUUGGCCCCCCAUCAGAUGCAAAUUUAAAGACAAAAUAUAAUUUGUUAGUGCUAGGUUUGUGCUUGUUCGUGUUGAUUUUUUUUUUUUUUCGUUUGUGCUGCUGCCAUUUUUGAGAUACUAACAAUUCAAUCUGAGGUCAACCAGCCCCCCCCCCCAAAUUUGGAUUAAAAAUGGUGUCAUUCGUUUUUGCUGUCAAAAAUUACAUUUGUGCUGCUGUAGCUUUUGAGAUACUAAUUUUGAGUAAUGUCGUCACUUGCAGCUUUCUGUAUCCAACUCCUGGAGCGGAGCAUACCAACUCUCUUAAUAACAGGGGUGUCCCAACAACUAGCGCAAAGAUAUUGAUUACGAGUGAUGACGUGACUCGCAGCCCCCUAUUUAAUGCAAUUCGUUUGUGCUCUGUUUGCGCUAUUUGUUGGGACACCACACUGUUACUGUUAUGAGUUGGAACGCGGCGUCAAAUCGCGACGGUGCGGCUGCGAUUGACGUCGUCACUCGAAAUUAAUAUAUCCAUAUCUAAAACAAUAGCAGCACAAAUGUAGCAUAAACAAAUUGCACUAUUUUGGGUCCGUUUGAAAUAAAUUGGGGGCUUUGUGACAUCACUCGAAAUUAAUAUCUCAAAAAAGAUUGCAGCACAAACAACUCUUUACAGCACAAACAAAGCAUAAACUAUUGACAGAAUUUUUAAUCAAAAUGGGGGGCUGGUUAACUUCAGAUUGACCUAUAAAAGGAUUGCAAAUAUUUUAAAAGCAGCACAAACGGAACAUUUUACAGCACAAACGUAGCACAAACGGUUGACCUUUUUAUAUAUAUUUGCAUCUGAUGGGGGGGCCAACUUCAUGGAGGUGUCUUAAUAUUUUAUUUUAGCCAUGAUGAAAUUCCCAUGUCCUGCAAUCCUGAAGAAGUGAAUUGGUUUUUACAGUUGAUAUUAUUGUUGUUACAUCUGGACAUUUAGUAACUUCUGUAUCAAUUUAAGGACUACAGGCUCACUUUGGAAAACGUGUGUGUGUCAUGGUUUAUAGCGCUUUGUGAUGGUGAUUAAUUCUGAGAAACCUGUGAGUUGGGAGAAGGUUGGGUGGCAGAAAACUGGGUUUGUGUGACAUUUCUCUGGAUUGCCGCUUGAGUCCCCCCCCCCCCCCCCACUUAUUUGGGGGGGAGGGGGGCGGUCUUUUUCCAUUUUGUUUUUUUUUUUGUUAAUGGGCUGAUGUGUGUACCCCCUGAAGUAGUUAACCUUCAUGUGGUCGGUUCUCCCUGAGAAUUGUAUGACUUUGGAUGUUUAUUUUAUAACCAAUUCCAUUUCGGGUGAUGGGACCUAUUGCAUGGUUUUGUUUGAAUUAAAUGUUAUUACUUUUGCA